Scaptodrosophila lebanonensis is the source of this 546-nucleotide messenger RNA. Its product is annotated as coiled-coil domain-containing protein 86. The coding region runs from base 54 to 482 and encodes 142 amino acids. Gene Ontology annotation, cellular component: nucleolus. The transcript is spliced from 2 exons. The record is from RefSeq and is a predicted model, not a curated record. NCBI's taxonomy places the organism in Eukaryota, Metazoa, Arthropoda, Insecta, Diptera, Drosophilidae.
UGGUUACUUCGUCUGUUUUUGUUUAGUUUCCUCACUUCAAUACAUUAACUAAUAUGGGCGAUUCAGAAGCAGGUGGAACUCCGAAAACUCCAACAGUGCCGUCAAAAGCGAAGAAGGUGAAAAAGCCUGAAAACUUAAUACCGCGCGGUCAGCCGAAAUCCAACCGACCCUGGAAGACGCCAAAACAAAAAUUUAGCACAAUAAAAAAGAGCGUGAAUCGACUGACGUUUGAAAAGAAGGUGGCGUUGCGCGACGAGCUGCGCUACAUUAAGGAGAAGUCCAAGGAAAUCAAGGAUCAGCGCAAGGAAGCGGCUGUGCAAAAGCAUCAGCGUCGUGUCGAGAACGCAGAGCGCCGUCUGGCCAACGAACGUCGCGCGGAGGUUGUGCAAAUUAUUAAAAAUCCGUCGAAAUUGAAGCGAAUGAAGAAGAAGCAGAUGCGUAUGAUUCAAAAGCGUGACAUCAGUCAAGUUAAGGUGGCCUAAAGAGCUACAUAUUUCUAGGCUAGGCAUAACUUCUUUUUUUUAAAUAAAAGUACAUGUUAGUUUA